Messenger RNA from Cercospora beticola, 1383 nucleotides. RefSeq lists its product as uncharacterized. The record is from RefSeq and is a predicted model, not a curated record. NCBI's taxonomy places the organism in Eukaryota, Fungi, Ascomycota, Dothideomycetes, Mycosphaerellales, Mycosphaerellaceae. Gene Ontology annotation, molecular function: O-methyltransferase activity.
AUGAAGCGGGGUCGGCAAAAGCUGGCACUUGUGCAAUGUUGGUAUAUAAGUGUUGUUGCCGUCGUUCGUCUAGCAACCUGCCAAAACACCGCUCUCAUUGAUUCGCACCUCAACACGAUGUCGACUUCAAAAGCAGCCGGCAGUGCUGUGGCUUUGUCCAAAGCCAUCGCGGAAAACACUGCAUUGAUCGAAACAUAUCGCAAAGAGAACGGCCUGCCUCCUUUAGACCUCGAGACAGAUACUACAAAUGCCGCCUAUCCACCGCAAAUUGAGCAAGUCCGCCAACGUAUCGUCCGAGAUACUCAACAGCUGCAAGAAUUGGUAUCUGGGCCAGGCGAUCUUUGGCAGGUUGCCGGCAUGCCGGAAUCGAUCUAUUUGGGACUUAUUCGCGUAGUCAACGAGUUCCGGAUCCCCGACAUGGUACCUCUCGACUCAACAGUCUCGUAUGAAACUCUGUCAGAGAAAACAUCGAUCCGCGUAGGAGUUCUGCGCCAAAUCUUGAGGGCAGCCAUUACAUUCGGAAUGUUCAAGGAGCCCAAGCCAGGACACAUUGCACAUUCGGCUAUCACCAAACGUUGGGCCGGGUCGGAAGGAAUUCAAGCCUGGAUUACAAUGCUUGAGGCUGUCACUCUCGGCGCCACCAAUCUUUCCGCUGCACUACGCAACAAUCCAGAUAUGGACAGUCCUGCAACCGCACCGUAUAUGCUUGCUUUGGCAACUGGUGACUCAGGCUACUAUGAAUAUCUUAAUCGAAACCCGGAAAAGGCCAAGGUUUUCUCAAAGGUUAUGAGCAACUUUCAGGCCGGCGAAGGAUAUGAUCCGAAACAUGUGGUCAACAACUUCGACUGGGCUGCGCUGAAGGGAGGACAUCUCGUCGAUCUCGGCGGAUCUAUGGGCGAGAUUGCAUUUGCUCUCAAGAAAAAGUUCCCAAACCUUCAGAUCACUGUUCAAGACCUGCCAAGCACUAUCCAGGCUGCGCGUGAACAGCCCGAUCUCCACGGAGUCAACUUUAUGGAGCACGAUAUCUUUGAUCCUCAACCCAUCUCCGGCGCCGAUGUUUACCUGUUCCGUUGGAUACUGCAUAAUUGGCCUGAUGCGUUUGCGGUACGGAUCUUGCGGGCAUUGAUUCCGGGGUUGAAGCCCGGGGCGAAAGUGUUAGUUGUUGACGAAAUUAUGCCGGAAAUUGGAACCGCACCUCCUCAGGUUGAGAAGAACCAGAGGAUCUUGGAUAUCACCAUGUUAGACACUUUCAAUGCGAAGGUGAGAGAGCUGGAGGACUGGAAGGAGCUAUUUGCUGCAGCGGACCCACGAUUCGCUAUUGUUGGAGUCAAAGAUCCUCAAGAUUCGCGUCUGGGCUUUAUCGAAGUGCAGUGGCAGGGCUGA